AUGAUCUUCUUUUGCUUGAUAAACCCAAGUCUAAAAUACCCCUUUCGCUCAGAGAUCCGAUCAGCAGGAGGCAUUAGUUCCCAGGAAGAGCUAAGAAAAUUCAUUUGCUCUUUAUUAAUACAGAAGAAACAUCCCCUUCAAGAUCCGAAAUAUGAAGUUCAGUGGGCAACAGUGUGGUCUGGAUUAGAGGAGGUAUACAAAGGAUGUGUUAACUUUAACCGGAAUUCUCGAAUGUCCUUAGAGGAAGCUGCUGAUAUCAUGGAAAGAAGUAGUCUUGACCUUUCCGAAUACGUGGACGUCGUGCACUUGAAAGUUAGCCAAAGUACAGCUAUAGAACAGUUCGACCAACAAAUUGCAUUUCGUCUUAAGGGUACGGCU
Porites lobata is the source of this 378-nucleotide messenger RNA. Lineage: Eukaryota; Metazoa; Cnidaria; Anthozoa; Scleractinia; Poritidae. The record is from the annotation of a GenBank genome assembly.